This is a messenger RNA of Medioppia subpectinata, 891 nucleotides long. The record is from the annotation of a GenBank genome assembly. Lineage: Eukaryota; Metazoa; Arthropoda; Arachnida; Sarcoptiformes; Oppiidae.
AUGGGUUGUGUUUACUCACAACAAUCGCGGCGAUCGCGCGAUUCGCACAACUCCUCCCACGCGGACAACGCGCGCGUCUUUCACGUGUGCAAUGUGGACGACAGGGGCCAAGAGGUGAACACAGGGAAGAUCGAGAUCACGGACGCAGAGCUCGCGCUCCACCAGAAGGGCCGCAACUCCAUCUUCUGGUCGCUCAGAUCUCUUCGCAGAUACGGUUUCGACGCCGAGCUCUUCUCCUUCGAGUGCGGCCGCAGAUGUCCGACCGGUCCCGGCAUCUACGCCUUCAAGUGCUCGCAAGCGGAACAGCUCUUCAACGCGCUCCAAGAGGCCAUCCAGAUGUCCACUUUGCAGAACAACCACGUGAUCGCCCCGGAGGCGCCGCCCGAACUCAACCCCCGCUUCGCGCGCCCCCCGGAGCCGCACGCGUACACGAACUCGCCCUUCUACGUCAACACCUCGGCCGCCGCCGCCGCGCUCCCGACCACCCGCAGUGACGUCAACACCAAUUACGCCAAACUCGACGAUUUGGUGCGAUUCUACGUCAACAUCAAGACCCCUGUGGUCGUCAACGGCAACGGUAAACACACGUCAGUUGUCGCCCCCUCUCACGCCCCCUUCUCCGCAGGCAAAGACAGUCCGCCGCAAACGCCGCCUGCCGUCGACCCCGUCAACUACAUCAUGUUGGAUCUGGACACCAAUCAGCCGCAGCCCACGGUCGUCACCACAGCGCCGCCCACGCCCGUGGCCAAGACGCCCCAAAUGGAGUUCCCGCCCACCACUCCCCCCGUGACGCCCACCGCGUCGACGGCGCCGCCCAUGCCGUACGCGCAGAUCGACUUCGCGAAGACGGGCGCGCUCUCGGCGUCGGCCGCCAAUCGGCGCAAGUUGUAA